GAAUGCCAGUGAUGGUGGUAGUAGUGGUGUGGUGGUGCACGAUCAUCGCGAUGAUAUUCUAAGGGCAGAAAUACUCGCACACACACACAUACAUACACAACCACAUGCACACACAUGCACGAUCGCGCUUCCACGACAAGGAGAAAACGCAGCGGAGAAUAUAUUCGAUAUUCGCGCGGCUGACCGUCGAAGGGAUUGUGGAAUGUGGAAUUGUGGAAGCAAAUCCCACCGUGUGUCUCAGUGUGUGUGUGCGUGUGCGUUUGUGCUCUUUUAGCUGUGGUGGUGUUGUGCGCGCGUAUCUAGGAAAUAGCAAUAAGUUAUGCAUAUUAUAAUCCAGCAUGAAUGGAAAAGGCGGCAAAGUUCCGUUGUCGGUGGCUCGCCACUCGGCGUACAACGCGAUAGCACUGGAGCAGAUCAAAAACGAGUUGCAGCCGUACGAGACGAGCCAGCAAGCGCUGGGUGGUGGUGGUGGUGGUGGACAGCUCGUCGCACCGCUGAAGCGCAAACCGAGCAUCGAGAAGGAUGCGCCGCAAUCGCCGCUGCACAUGCAGCGCACUAGCCCGGCGCUGGACUCCGGUGCCGGCAGCUCCCGCUCGAACAGUCCCCACUCGCAGCAACCGUUCUCGGCGGCGCACGUGGUCGGCCGCAGCUCGCAGUACUCACCGUCGCCCUGCCCGACCAACUUCAGCGAUGCGCCCCCGAUUCCGCCGCCGCGCUGCUCCUCCACCCCGUCCACUCCUCAGCCGCCGAACCCGAUGCAUCUGCUGAAGCGCAUGUCGCCCGCCUCGGUCGCGUCCGGUCGGAACGGGCAGUUUGGCGGCGCGGCCUCGCAGUCGCCGGCCCGCGGCUCCUCGCCGAUCGCGAGCAGCGGCAACCAUCCGGGGCUGCGGCAGCCGAUCAUCGUGCAGAACGGGCCGCAGGUGCAGCAGCAGCUCAGCCAGCAGAUGGCGGUGUACACGGGGAACGAGCCGCCGCCCCCGUACCCCCAGCUCGGGCCGUCCUCGCCGCCCAACUAUCUGACGUCGUUCCACAGCCGCCAGAGCCCGACGCAGUCGUCCUCGGCCCAGUCGGACUUCCGCAAGAGCCCCAGCUCGGGCUUCUACUCGAACGCGUCGAUCGGCUCGUCCAGCCCGAUCACGGUGUCGCAGGGAGCGGGCGGCGGUGGCGGCGGCGGCAGCGGGCUGCUGGGCGCCGCGAUACAGCGACCGAUCCCGCUGCAGCCGAAACCAUCCGCCGUGCAUGCGCCCGCCUCGAAAGCGGCCCAGCAUCCGAUCAUCAUGCACUCGGUGAAAUCGACCCAGGUGCAGAAGCCAAUCCUGCAGACGGCCGUCGCACCGGCAGCACCGGCCGGAGGCGUCCCCGGGAGCAGCGGUGGCAGUAGUGGUGGUCACCCGCUGCACAACAAUCCACCGCCGCCCUCGUACGCCGUGUCGGUGCAGGCCAAGCUAAACAAGGCUGCGUCCGGCUACGCAACACCGCCACCCCCCUCGCCGUCGGCCCUCGGGCAUGAGGGUGGUGGGGCGGGUCGGCACGUCGGCGCAGCAGCUAGUGCAGCCGCGGGCGGCCCGGGCAGUGGCGUACCGAAGCAGCCCCUGCGCGCCAAACCAUCCCUGCCCGGGCUGCAAAACGUGCUUCCUUCCAAUGUGCCAGUGCAGACGGUCGGCGGUGGUGGUGGUGUCGGUGGCGGCACAAUGAACGGCCAAUCCUCACCCGCGCAACCACAGGCGCUGUCGGGCAGCAGCAACAAUGGUGUGUCGAGCGGUAGCAGCACCGGCUCCCCGAACGAUCCACCAUCGUACGACACGACCAUGAUACUGCUGCAGAAGCAUUCAUCCCCCAAGAAGGAACCCCCGCCGGCUUAUCUGCUGGACGGGGGUGGCGGUGGUACGCCUCCACCGUUGCCACCCUCCCCACACUGUCCCCCGUCAGCGAUGGAAAUGGAGCAACAGCAGCAGCAUCGAAAUAAUGGCGGCAACAAUCACCACCAGCAGUCAUAUCAACACCAGCAGCUGCAGCAGCACCACCACCACCACCUGAAUCAUCAUAAUCAUCUUCUGCACCAUCAGAACCACAACGGGCACGGCAAUGCCGACGGUGGUGGCAUGGUGAACGGCAACGCGAACGGUGGUGGUGGUAGCGGAAUGAACCAAUCCAGUACCAACGGCAGCAGUAGUCACAACGCGAACGCUAAUACGAUUAACGGCAAUAUGAGUAAUAACGCUAACGCAAAUAACAAUAACAAUACAAUGAAUAGUAUGCAUAACAACAACAAUCAUAAUAAUCACGAUCACGCAAUGAUGCACGGGGGCAGCAGCAUCGUCAGCAAUGGAAAGGUGGUGCCGCCAAGCGGCUUGUCGCGAACGGUCGACGACGAUCGGCACCAUCACCAUCUGCACCCUCAUGCUACCAACGGGUUGAUGCAGCAGCAGCAGCAGCACCCGGCCGAUCCGAAGCCCAAGGCACCGCACAAGUUGUCCGGCAGUGGUGGUGCGGCACAGCACACGUUUACCGGUGCGCUGAAAACGCUCGGCGCGCUAAUGGGAGGUGGCCAGCAGCAACAGUCACAGCAGCAGCAGCAGCAGCAGCUCAACCACCAACACCACCAACAGCAGCAGCAGCAGCAGCAACAACAUGAUGCCAAACAGCGUGGCAUAGCGUCCACUGCGGCAAGCGGUGGUGUGCGUAGCAGCCUCAUGAAAUCGGUCCGCUUCCCGGGCACCGGUGGCAACACAAACAAUAAUGGUCCUGCGCCGGCCUACACGAACGGUGGCGGUGGGAUGGAUCACGGGACACCCAGUGGCAGCAGUACCGCCGAAUCAUCCCCUGCCACAACACCCACCUCGGCGAGUGGUGGUCGAACAAGCUCUGGAGGUGGAGGAGGAGGAGCUGAAGCUGGAAGCAGUGUUGCCAGUGGAGUCGGAAACGCUUCCACCAGUGGUGCCAGCAGCAGCGGCGGCGGCAGUGCUGCCGGUGGAGCUGCAGGUGGUGGUGCUGGAGGAAGUGGUGGCGGUGGUGGUGGGGAGGAUAAUCCGCGCAAGAUCAAGCACCAGUCGCCGAUACCGGAGCGGAAGAACCUGUCCAAGGAGAAGGAGGCGGAGCGGUCCGAGUGUAAGGUGAAGCACUAUUCGCCCCAGGCGUACAAGUUCUUCAUGGAGCAGCACAUCGAGAACGUGCUGAAGUCGUACUCGCAGCGCAACUUCCGCAUCAAGCAGCUGGAGAGCGAAAUGUCCAAGCUCGACCUGCCGGAGGAGACGAAGAUCGAGAUGCGGAAGCUGCUGUGCCAGAAGGAAAGCAACUACAUCCGGCUGAAGCGCGCCAAGAUGGACAAGUCGAUGUUUGCGAAGAUCAAAACGAUCGGCGUCGGGGCGUUCGGGGAGGUGACGCUGGUGAAGAAGAUCGACACCACCAAUCAUCUGUACGCGAUGAAGACGCUGCGCAAGGCGGACGUGCUGAAGCGCAACCAGGUCGCGCACGUGAAGGCGGAGCGGGACAUUCUGGCGGAGGCGGAUAACGAGUGGGUGGUGAAGCUGUACUACAGCUUCCAGGACAAGGACAAUCUCUACUUCGUGAUGGAUUACAUACCGGGUGGAGAUCUCAUGUCGCUGCUGAUCAAGAAAGGAAUCUUCGAGGAGGAUCUAGCCCGUUUCUACAUCGCCGAACUGACCUGCGCGAUUGAUAGCGUCCACAAAAUGGGAUUCAUUCAUCGAGACAUCAAGCCAGACAAUGUGCUGAUCGAUCGAAAGGGACACAUCAAGCUGACGGAUUUCGGUCUGUGCACCGGGUUCCGAUGGACGCACGAUUCGAAGUACUAUCAGAAGAACGACCAUGCCAGGCAAGAUUCGAUGGAAGCGUGGAGCAAGUUUGGUCCCGAUAUACCCCCACCACUAGAAAGGCGAAAGUUCCGUGAGAAAAACCGCGCCAAAGCACACUCGAUCGUCGGCACGCCGAACUAUAUUGCACCGGAGGUGUUGAUGCGUAGCGGCUACACCCAGCUGUGCGAUUGGUGGAGCGUCGGCGUCAUCCUGUACGAGAUGCUAGUCGGACAGCCACCUUUUUUGGCAAAUACGGCAGAGGAAACACAGAUUAAGGUUAUAAACUGGCGGCAAACGUUGCGCAUACCGGUGGACGCGCAUCUGACGCCGGAAGCGAUGGACAUCAUACUGCGGCUGUGCAAGAACGAGGACGAACGGAUCGGGCGAAACGUGGACGAGAUCAAGUCGCACCCGUUCUUCCGCACGAUCGACUUCACCAAGGACCUGCGCAGCCAGCAGGCACUGUACGAGCCGAAGAUCAAGUACCCGACCGACACGUCCAACUUCGACCCGAUCGAUCCGGGCCGGCUGCAGGACUCGUCCUCGUCCUGCGACGAGAACGGCCACGGCAACCUGGACGAGGUGUGCGACAGUGGCAAACCGUUCCACCACGGGUUCUUCGAGUUUACCUUCCGGCGGUUUUUCGACGACGAAUGUGAUCACAAAAUCACGCUCGACUCGAGCGAGGGACAGGCGGAAGCUAUUUAUGUAUAAAAAAGUAAUCAUUACUACUAAUAUUAUUAAUCUAUCUAAUUAUUAUUGCCGAAACACACCUACCUAUAGAGGGGCGCUUCUUAAUCGUAACCUUUUUUUUUAGUAACUCUUCUAAUCCACGCGCAAAGCCUGCGGAGCGCAGUGUGCGCUCGUGCUGCUAUAACGGUUGUGCAGCAGCAGGUGUAAAAGGGAAGUAGAAGUUAGUAUUGUGUGUGGGGGAAACGGAAAGAAUGGCAAUAGAGCGAGAGGUGAUAGCUUAUCGCGUUAGAAAAGGAUUUGAAAAACCAACACACCCACAUGAAAACAGGAAUUUUAGAUAGAAAAAUGAAGGGGUUAAUACAACACAAAGUGCUCUUAGAAACAAAACUAUUAAAAACAAGAUAUACACACACAAGCAAACGGGAAAUUUGAGGCCUUUUUGGGAAGCGUGAGAUGAGGGACAACGAUAUUUGCUAGUAAAUUUACAACCACAAAAAAAAACACGCUAAAAGAUGAUUGUAGGGCAAGGGAAUGAGGAGAGAGGUUAGGGUGAUAACGCAUCAGUGCCGCUUCAGCUAUAUAUAUAUAUACAGGUUUUUCGUUUUGUCGAUGAAUUAAUAUAACUAUUAUUAUUUUAUUACUUUUAUACGCGAAUUGUUGUACAGUGCAAAUAUGUGUGAUUCUGGAUUUACAGAGUAUUUAGAAAGUAAGAUUGGGGGGACGAGUGGAAGAAUUAAGGAGAGAAACACACACACAAACACACACCCACACGCAGCAAAUGUGUGGUAGAAGAUAUAUACAAACAAAACACUAGCAAAACCCGUAUUCUGAAGCAUAAUAAUACUCUCAGUAGAAUCGAAAGCGUCAAAUACGUUCAGACAAUCGAAUGUAAAGGUAAAGAUAGAGAAACGAACUAAAAAUGAGGUAAAACAAAACAAAAAAAAGCAAUGAAAUAGUAACAAAAGAGAUGAGAAAUGGAAACACAUCAAAUGCAAAGGUGAACAGGGCAGUGAAUGGUGAGGGGGAAACACACAGUUACGGCAAGGAGGUAACAACAAAGGAAACAUUUUACAUACAACAGUAGCAGAAACAAACUAUUUUAAAAGCAGGACGUGUUACAAGACGAAACAAAAGCAGAAGCAAACUCAAUGGAAAACAGAACUAAAGUGAAAGAAAAAGGAAGAAAUAUGCAUGUUAUGUUGGUUUUUUGUUGUUGUUGAUAUAUUAACUACCAUGGAAAAAACGGAAUAGGAAAAUGGAACCUUAUUUUCACAUCGGAAAACGAAAUCGAAAAAAAACAAAAACAGAACAUAGGAAUAUACACAUGCAAGAUAGCAAGAUAUCCUGGCACGCGGGAGAAUAGGAUUGGGGCCUUAACAAGACGGUUUUAUCCGGUACGCGAUAGCGAAAGAGCGACGAGCCACGCACGAGAUAGAUGGUACCUUUUUCUCAUCACAAAUAAAGAACGGAAUAAAACAAAAAAAGCCAAAACGAA
Molecule: messenger RNA, 6000 nt
Organism: Anopheles arabiensis
Lineage: Eukaryota; Metazoa; Arthropoda; Insecta; Diptera; Culicidae
Product: serine/threonine-protein kinase Warts-like
Exons: 8
Coding region: 339-4526 (1395 amino acids)
Biological process (GO): regulation of organ growth; peptidyl-serine phosphorylation; hippo signaling
Molecular function (GO): ATP binding; protein serine/threonine kinase activity
Source: RefSeq, a predicted model, not a curated record